UUGACAUGUGAAUGUCAACAAACUGCUGUUUUGACAGUUGCUGGCAGAUGUUUCACGCUGUUUAGGUGUUAUGCAAGCUUUGUUAAGAUGACGACAAUUAUCACAGAUCUCCCAACAGAACUUCUGGUCAAAGUGUUUUCUUUUCUUCCCGGUAAAACUCUAGGAAACGUUUGUAAAACGUGCUCAAGAUUCAGGGAAGCGGUCAACAUUGACUCCAUUUGGCAGGCAAGAUGUGCCACAGAAUACAAUUUUACACAGCUGGAAGGUUGGAAUAGUUCUUACCAAGAUGUAUACACAAAGAUUUUAGUAAAGUAUGGGUCUCUAAUAGGCCUUUAUCAACGAGAUUUUAAACCCUAUGGUGGAUUAGCCAAUAUCAAGUUUGACACGGGACAGAUGUUAGUUUGUGAGUAUUUGGCUCCUGAUAAUCCUCAUAUCAAACAGCCGCUGAAGGAACAAAAAAUCUUUAGUAUAUGUAUCAACAAAAGGGGAGAAGCUGAAGUGUCGUGCCUGAAGGGAUACAAAGGACCGCACACCUGUAAACUAAUACGGAAAAAUCAAAAGUUGAAAUUCAAAUGUCAACACAUUGGACACCAUCGACACCCAAGAGGAAAGGAAAAGGAAUUAGAAGAAUGGUUGAUUUCCAAACAAGAGGAUUUCUCUGAUUUAUCUGUCAUGAAAUUUGAAGAAUCUUAUCUCCAAACAGGGAAGUACAAGUUUGAACCUAUGGAUUUACCUCGCCCAAUGAGAAAUAUACCAAUACAACCAGGAUUGUUCAAAGGCCAUUACGGAGCUCACGGCAUAGAAAUCAUGCACCUUAGUUACGACUCGGAAAUGAAAAAUAUCCUGGUCUUGAAAAUAACUGGAGAUGUUAAUGUCCCCGCAAUGAACGUAAGCCUCUUUGUGGAUCUUCACCGACCAAUGGUACUCAACCUCGAACAACAGGAGUCAAUGCACAUGCUGCGAGAGAUGGACACGCCUGACAUUCCCGAGGAGAAUGGGCCUGGAUUUGAACCCAGACAUCAGCCAUUCAUGAUUCCUACAGGAUGUUUCAACAGGGUGCAAAAUAUACCUCAGCGUUGUAAAUACAGAUUCCAUGGAAAGGGGCGGAUAGCUGGACAUGGCUACCACAAUCCUAGUCUAACACCAGGGCACUUUGUAGUGUUUGAUGACGACACCCUAGGCUUUAUGUGGAUGGAACUUCUGUCAUUUAGCAUGUAUUCUAGGGUCACGGAAAUGUUUGGCUGACCAGAUCAAUUUAUUCUAGAGCCAUUGGCUGACCAGAUGAAUGUGUUCUAGAGUCAUUGGCUGACCAGAUGAAUGUGUUCUAGAGUCAUUGGCUGACCAGAUAAAUGUAUUCUAGGGUCACUGAAACGUUUGACUGACCAGAUACAUGUAUUCUAGGGUCACUGAAACGUUUGACUGACCAGAUACAUGUAUUCUAGGAUCACUGAAACGUUUGACUGACCAGAUACAUGUAUUCUGGGGUCAUAGAGAUGUUUAUCUGACUGCAUACAUGUAUUCUAGGGACAUAGAGAUGUUAGGUGACCACAUGAAUGUAUCCUAGGGUCAUGGAGACAUGUGACUGACCACAUUAAUGUAUCCUAGGGUCAUGGAGACAUGUGACUGACCACAUUAAUGUAUUCUAUGGUCGUUUUUGGGAUCAUGGAGACAUUUGGCUGACCACAUGAAUGUAUUCUGGGGUCAUAAAAAUGUUUGGCUUAUCUCAAUGGCUCAACAAUAUUUUCAACCUUUGAUUAACAAUGGUUAUCCACUCCUAAUAGUCAGGGUACACCACUGCCACCAGAACUUUAACCUAGUUUUUGAACAGUUAGUCUAUGUUAAAUAAGGCUAUAAGGAAAUUGUGCAUUUGAACAUUUCAGUCACAUGAAUGUUUCAGUUAUUGAAUUUUUAAACAGAUAAUAAUUGUCAGUUUGUGACAAAAUUAACAAAUAGUGUACGUUGCAUUUAUUCUCAGUAUGCUACUCUGAGUCAGUAGAGGAAAUUGUGAUUGACUGGAUUCAGAACUUUAAUAAUAAUAAUAAUAAUAUACAACAUUUGAUAUAUCGCCCUAUCUAGCUAACAUAAGCCACU
Mizuhopecten yessoensis (Yesso scallop) is the source of this 2091-nucleotide messenger RNA. RefSeq names its product F-box only protein 31-like. NCBI's taxonomy places the organism in Eukaryota, Metazoa, Mollusca, Bivalvia, Pectinida, Pectinidae. Bases 88 to 1245 code for a protein of 385 amino acids. The transcript has 9 exons. The record is from RefSeq and is a predicted model, not a curated record. Gene Ontology annotation, molecular function: protein binding.